Cucumis sativus (cucumber) is the source of this 2991-nucleotide messenger RNA. RefSeq names its product probable glucan 1,3-alpha-glucosidase. Lineage: Eukaryota; Viridiplantae; Streptophyta; Magnoliopsida; Cucurbitales; Cucurbitaceae. The record is from RefSeq and is a predicted model, not a curated record. Gene Ontology annotation, molecular function: carbohydrate binding; alpha-glucosidase activity. Gene Ontology annotation, biological process: carbohydrate metabolic process; N-glycan processing. The coding region runs from base 62 to 2815 and encodes 917 amino acids. The transcript is spliced from 6 exons.
CCUCAAAACCCUACGUCGACUUUUCACCGUUUCAUUUUCGUUUCACCUGACGAAAGCUAGCAUGAGAGCUCCUUACCUUCUCCUUCUACUACUCUUAUCUCUGCACUUGACACUCGUCCUCCCAUGGAAGAAGGACGAAUUCAGAAACUGUAACCAGACUCCCUUCUGCAAGCGAGCCCGCGCCUUUAAGCGUGGAUCCUGCUCUCUUGUUGCUCACGACGUUUCUAUUAACGAUGGGGACCUCACUGCCAAGCUCCUCCCUAGGAAUCAGGACCCAGAUCAUCCACCCAACCCCUUGUUACUUGUUCUUUCCGUGUAUCAAGACGGAAUUGUGCGCCUUAGGAUCGACGAGGAUCCUUCUCUUGGUCCACCCAAAAAGCGAUUCCAGUUACCCAAUGUGAUUGUGGACGAGUUUUUGAGCCAAAAGCUUUGGUUGCAGCGAAUUUCAACCGAGACAAUCGGAUCCGAUUUACGCCCCUCUUCGAUCGUCUACUUGUCCGAUGGUUACGAGGCAGUUCUUCGCCAGGAUCCGUUUGAGGUUUUCGUGCGGGAGAAGUCGGGUAAACGCGUCUUAUCUUUAAAUUCUCAUGGGUUAUUCGAUUUCGAGCAAUUGAGGGUUAAGGAUGAAGGCGAGGACUGGGAGGAGAAGUUCAGAGGACAUACUGAUACCAGACCGUUCGGUCCCCAAUCCAUUAGUUUCGACGUUUCGUUUUAUGAUGCUGAUUUUGUUUAUGGAAUACCGGAGCAUGCAACUAGCCUCGCUCUAAAGCCCACCAGAGGACCCGACGUCGAGGAGUCAGAACCUUACAGGCUGUUCAAUUUGGAUGUUUUCGAAUAUCUUCACGACUCUCCGUUUGGGCUUUACGGGUCAAUCCCCUUCAUGAUUUCACACGGGAAAUCGCGGGGGACUUCUGGGUUUUUUUGGUUGAAUGCUGCUGAAAUGCAAAUUGAUGUUCUUGGAUCUGGCUGGGAUGCUGAAUCUGGGAUUUCUCUUCCUUCAUCUCAAAGUAGUAUCGAUACCUUUUGGAUGAGUGAGGCAGGCAUUGUGGAUACGUUCUUUUUUGUCGGUCCAGGGCCGAAGGAUGUUGUUCGCCAGUACACCAGUGUGACGGGGACUUCAGCAAUGCCCCAGCUCUUUGCAACAGCAUAUCAUCAAUGUAGGUGGAAUUAUAGGGAUGAAGAGGAUGUUGCACAUGUCGAUUCUAAAUUUGAUGAACAUGAUAUUCCCUACGAUGUCUUGUGGCUUGAUAUCGACCACACAGAUGGGAAAAGGUAUAUGACAUGGGACAGGUCGCUUUUUCCCAAUCCGGAAGAGAUGCAAAAGAAGUUGGCUGCCAAAGGAAGGUACAUGGUUACCGUAGUGGAUCCACAUGUCAAGCGGGAGGAUUCUUUUACAUUGCAUAAGGAAGCAAGCAAGAAAGGAUAUUAUGUCAAGGAUGCUGCCGGAAAUGAUUAUGAUGGGUGGUGCUGGCCAGGUUCAUCAUCUUACCUGGACGCGUUAAGUCCAGAGGUUAGGUCAUGGUGGGGAGAGAAGUUUUCUCUCCAAAACUAUGUUGGUUCUACCCCGACCUUAUAUAUAUGGAAUGAUAUGAACGAGCCUUCUGUUUUCAGUGGUCCAGAGGGUACAAUGCCUCGAAAUGCUCUACAUUAUGGAGGUGUAGAACAUCGGGAAUUACAUAAUGCCUAUGGAUAUUACUUUCAUAUGGCCACGUCAGAGGGGCUAGUUAAGCGGGGUGAUGGAAAUGAUAGACCUUUUGUGCUCUCACGAGCAGCUUUUGCUGGAACCCAAAAAUAUGGAACAGUAUGGACAGGAGACAGUUCAGCUGAGUGGGAUUAUCUCAGGGUCUCCGUUCCGAUGGUUUUGACUCUUGGACUUACUGGAUUGUCAUUCUCUGGUGCUGAUGUUGGUGGAUUUUUCGGAAAUCCUGAGGCUGAGCUGUUAGUGCGUUGGUUUCAGCUAGGUGCCUUUUAUCCCUUCUUUAGAGGCCAUGCUCACCAUGACACCAAAAGGAGAGAACCUUGGUUAUUUGGGGAACGGAAUACAGAAUUAAUGAGAGAUGCUAUACGCGUUCGGUAUGUGUUGCUACCGUAUUUCUAUACUCUAUUUCGAGAAGCAAAUAUGACUGGUAUUCCUGUUGUACGUCCAUUGUGGAUGGAAUUUCCAUCUGAUGAAGUUACAUUUAAAAAUGAUGAAGCUUUUAUGGUUGGGAGCGCUCUUUUGGUCCAAGGAAUAUAUACCAAGGAAGCUAAAAAAGUGUCGGUGUAUUUGCCUGGGAAGCAGUCUUGGUAUGAUUUUAGAACUGGAACUAUAUAUAAGGGUGGUAUUACCCACCAGCUAGAGGUUUUUGAAGAAAGCAUCCCUACUUUCCAAAAAGCUGGAACGAUAAUACCCAGAAAGGACCGAUCUCGGCGGAGCUCUACACAGAUGGUGAAUGACCCCUACACUCUGGUGGUAGCUCUUAAUAGUUCACAAGCAGCCGAAGGCGAACUUUAUAUUGAUGACGGUAAAAGCUUCGAAUUUAAGCAAGGGGCUUUCAUUCACCGCCGAUUUGUGUUCUCAGACGGCAAACUUACAUCAUUGAACGUGGGACCAAUAGCUUCUAGUAGCACCAAGUUUUCUUCCAACUGUGUUAUUGAGAGAAUUAUACUGCUAGGACACUCUGGAGCAAAGUCUGCUCUAGUUGAGCCCGAAAAUAGAAAGGUAGAUAUUGAGCUUGGUCCACUUCACUUCCUAAGAGGGCGUGGCUCAUCAGUACUUACAAUUCGGAAGCCCAACUUGUUGAUUUCAGAUGAUUGGACAGUAAAAGUUGUGUAAGAAUUCGUAAUUUUCAUUAUAUGAUAGAAAGGAGAAAGAUAUGGUAAGAAAGGAAUGAUGCACUUUUUAUGUUGCAUCCCCGGAUUAAAAUUGUUAUCCUCGAGACGUGAACUAAUGACAUUUGUUAAAGCAGACAUUAAAAGUUCCUCUCAUGCUGAUAUGGGUUGUUGUUACCA